Messenger RNA from Cladocopium goreaui, 321 nucleotides. The record is from the annotation of a GenBank genome assembly. NCBI's taxonomy places the organism in Eukaryota, Dinophyceae, Suessiales, Symbiodiniaceae.
AUGGAGGAGGCCAAGUUGAUCCGAAUGGCGGCAGCCAUCAGCGAAUACACUAUCAGCAGUCUGCUGCGAGAAACGGCUUCUGAAGCAGCUGAGACUCUUAAUAAAGCUGCCCCAACAGUGCAAACCCUCCUGGGUGCUCCACAGCAUCUACUGAAUGAUAUUACUAGAGCACAGCAGGCGCUGGAGCAAUUAGAAAGAAGCGCAGUCUCCUAUCAGAAAGAGCGAGCAACAGACGUGGCGGCUGCACAGAAAGAUAUCAUGCAACACUGGCAUCCACGAAGGAAAGAGGAGCUUGGUUCGAAUUUCAAUUCCGAGCCAUAA